CAGGUGUUGAAGCCGGACGGCGUGUUCAUCGGGGCGAUGGUGGGCGGCGAGACGCUGUACGAGCUGCGCUGCUCCCUCCAGCUCGCCGAGACGGAGAGGGAGGGGGGGUUCUCCCCCCACGUCUCCCCCUACACCGCCGUCACCGACCUGGGCAACCUGCUGGGCCGGGCCGGCUUCAGCAUGCUCACUGUGGACGUAGACGACGUCCAGGUUAACUAUCCAGGAAUCAUUGAAGUCAUGACCGACCUACAAGGAAUGGGCGAGAGUAACUGUGCCUGGAACAGGAAGUCGCUGUUACACAGAGACUCCAUCUUAGCAGCAGCAGCCAUUUAUAAAGAGAUGUACGGGAACGAGGACGGCUCCAUCCCGGCCACCUUCGAGAUCCUCUACAUGAUUGGCUGGAAGCCUCACGAGUCCCAGGCCAAACCGGCGAAGCGAGGAUCCGCCAACGUGUCGUUUGGGGAUUUGUCAAAGAUCAACCAGCCGACCAACACGUCGUAGAAGAGCCGACUGAACAGCUGACACACAAAGAUUGUAAAUAAUAGAAAAUAUUUUAACAUCUGUGAUUCCAGAGAUAAAUGUGUAGAGGCCAAGUGUUGUAAAGUUGUUGUCUGGAAUAAAGUUGAGCAAUGGAAAACAG
Messenger RNA from Etheostoma spectabile (orangethroat darter), 640 nucleotides. RefSeq names its product NADH:ubiquinone oxidoreductase complex assembly factor 5 (gene ndufaf5). The record is from RefSeq and is a predicted model, not a curated record. Gene Ontology annotation, cellular component: mitochondrion. Gene Ontology annotation, molecular function: S-adenosylmethionine-dependent methyltransferase activity. Gene Ontology annotation, biological process: mitochondrial respiratory chain complex I assembly. Lineage: Eukaryota; Metazoa; Chordata; Actinopteri; Perciformes; Percidae.